AUGAAUAGUGCAUGCCAGAUAGCUUUGGUUCCCACAAUGGUCAUCACUCAUCUGCGAGACCAGCACAGCAUAACUCUUUCCCCUGCUGAAAAGAAGGACCUCUUCCAUACUAUGACAGAUUUCCAUGCAUUGACAGAGUGUUCUGCACUGGUGACCCCUCCUCCUUGCCUGGCACCAGUGGAGGGCCUACGCAAGGUCCAAAAUGGCUACUGCUGCAAAAUGUGUGACUAUGCUGUUCCUAAGUUCACCACCUUCAAACGUCACUGGAGCAGGGAGCACAAAACGGAAGCUCACAACCUGUUUGCUAAUGAGGGGUGUACAACAGGGACUAUCCAGCACUUCUUCACUGUUCCAGAGCGCUGGUUUCAGGUCGAUGAGUCACUGGAAUCUUCUGUGGGUGAAGAACCUUUCACUGUCUUCUUAAGGGACAUUGCACCCACUUUGGCAGCCGAGUCUGAAAAUGUUUUGAUGGAACCAGUGAGUGCACAGGAGGUUCCUCCUCUCCUGAAGAUCACGUCGUGGCAUAUGCAUCUUGCAGACCACAUCUCCGACCGCAAAAAGGUCAAGUCACUAUUGCACCUUACCACCCUGCCAAAGAUUGCAGAAGAUUCAUCUCUUGCACGUACUCAGGACACUGUCCAGCAGUACAUGGAAAUUAUUCGUGAUUUGACCAAUGGCAGUGGUCUAGGGGUCUGUUGUCUGCUCAUGGACUGUCAACGCGCUGAACAGAACGGAAAGAUCUUCUCAGCACAGAAUGAACCGAGCACCCUCAAGGCCUAUGGCACUCUCCUCUUCCACUUUGUUUAUGCUAUGCUUGCCUCUCUUAAGACCCCUGAGGAUUGCUACAAGUUUCCUCUCACUGCCUCAGACAAAGCUCAUGCGGAUGGGCUCAUUGCCGCAGUGGAGACAGGCACUGGGAUGGAAGCUGUCCAGUCAUUGCACAAGUUCCUGCUGCCCCUCCUUUCCCCUCGUGUCUCACCUGGAAGACAUGACAAGUGGCAGCUUGUAAUGGAAUGCUUUGUCGCAGUCUUUUGCGUGCGUCCUGAUGGGCUCUUUGAAAAGCCUGAAAACACAAUGCAGACCUUUGCAAAGAUAAAGUACUUGGUUAGGGGAACCUGCCUCUAUGAGGCAGUACAGAUUGCGGGCCAAUUUAAUGACGAUGCAUACAGGGCCACAGAGUAUCAGGCAGGUAUCAUGCUCCGUGUUGCAGCCUCACUGAGUCCUUACAACAUGGCUGUUGACUAUCAGCGCAUCGCAUCACAUCUUGCAUACAGCCAGUCAUCUGCUCCAGCCACCCGUGUGUCAGAUGAUGGGCUCACAAUCUUCUACCGUGCACAUAAUCUCUACAUUCCAACCUGGCGUGCAGGACUCCGCCAGAUUCUCGACGAGUUGAAAGCUGAGCUGGAUUCCCUCAUAGGUGAUGCAGAUGCUAUGUUGAACAUCCCGGACAAAAUUCCGGAUGACUGGGUGAAUGAGACUAGGGGGUACUCCUGGAUGAAGAACACGGACUUUGGUGUGCACGAGCAUGCCUUGUUGAGAGCCCUUAUGCAGGAUGAGAGCUCUUCCUUUGGUAAGGUUGAUCGAAAUGGGAAGCUCAUUCAAGACAUUGCAGAGUACCGCAAGGUCCUGGACCGGAUUAGCCACAUCACCUGGCUGCUUGCAGUCCUAUGCUACACCCUUCCUGGGCAGGUCAGUAGGGCCAGUGAGUUUGUUGAGCACAAGAUUUUGAACUCCACACGGCCUAGGACAGUCUUUCGUGAUGGAAAGGCCAUCUGGCUCGUUAUCCGUCGUGCUAAGCAUGAAAACAAUAUCAGAAAACCUGUCUUUUGUCCAAGCAAGGUUCCCCCAGAGCUGUGCACUCAGCUUGAGCGGUUUCUCAUUUUUGUUCGUCCCCUCCAGAGGGUGCUUGGAGCUGCAGUUUUUGGUCCCAAGUGCAUUCAUCUGUACGAUGAGUAUCUUUGGGUAUCAAAAGGCAAACGCAUCACAUCAGAACAGUUCCGUGACCAGUUUCCUAAACUGUUGCUCAAGUACUGCCAUGCCCCUAUCGGUGUUCAUGAUUACAGGCAGUUUGUGGUGCAGAUCUCACGGACCUAUCUUGGCUCUGAGAUUGAGAUGGAUGAUGAGAUGGAGACUGAUAGCUAUGCUGCCCAGCGUGGGCACUCUGUGCAGACUGCACGCAGAAUAUAUGCCCCAGAGCUUGGCCGUCUUCCCUCAAUCUCCAGUGAAGCACUUCUCCGGUUCUCUUCAGCAUCCAGGGACUGGUGGACUGUCACAGGCUUCAUGCCAGGUAUACCUCCCAAGCUCCCACUCCUUCAUCGCCGCCAACUUUGGGAGGAAAACCAGGCAUCUGCCCCUGGACCGGCUGCAGGACCAGCAUCCACCUGUGCUGAAGGAGCUCAGAUCCCCUUUGAUGCUGUGAAGCUUGUAGAGCAGCUGACGGCAACAUUAGUGGACCAGAUCACCCGAGCUGAGGUACGGAUGGAGGAGAGGAUCAAGAGCAUUGUU
Desarmillaria tabescens is the source of this 2505-nucleotide messenger RNA. RefSeq lists its product as uncharacterized. The record is from RefSeq and is a predicted model, not a curated record. Lineage: Eukaryota; Fungi; Basidiomycota; Agaricomycetes; Agaricales; Physalacriaceae. The transcript has 3 exons. The annotation marks the transcript as partial.